AUGACGGACACGACCGCCUCGUCGCUGGCGUCGCUCUCGCUGCCAGCUCCAGCCCCCGACGCGCUCCACCUACGCGUCAAGACGCUCGACGACCGCGUCUUCCCCGUCGUGGCCGCUCGGUCCAUGUCCGUCUCGGACUUCCGCCUCGAAGUCGCGCGUCUCACGUCCGUCGCGGUCGCUCGCCAGCGGCUCAUUUACCGCGGCAAGUUGCUCAAAGACGGCGUCACGCUCGCGGCCUACGACGUCCAGGACGGCCACACGGUUCAACUGGUUGCUAAGCCAGCACUUGGGGGCAGCUCCCCGGUGGCUGCCGCGCCCGCACUCGACGCCCUCCGACCUCCAGUUGACGGACCCGCGUGGAACUUGGCGACGCUCCGGUCGGCGUUGCGACGCACAGGGCGUGUCGACAACUCGGUGCGACAUGAAGCUGGAGACGAGACGGAGCAGAGCGUGGACUUGGAGCCUGUGGCUCAGAGUCUGAUGACCGUCCGGACGGUGCUUUCCACUGCUCUUUUUGAGCCAAGAACAAGGACGACCAUGACGACGGAUGGACGUGGAACGAGGCGGUUUUUCGUCGGGCAGUGGCUCGAUGUCAAGGAUACUGUGAACCAGUGGCUGGAGAGUACAGUCCUGGCGCUGGCGGAUGGGAAGGUGCUGGUUCAUUAUCAUGGCUGGCCCACGAGAUGGGACGAGUGGAUUGACGUGAACUCGGAUCGGUUGGCAGCGUUUCGGACUCGGACGCUGCAUGCCCGCAACGGGGUGCAGAUGUCGCCCAUUCCGACGACACGGGUACCUAGUGCACCGCAAGUGGGUGGCUCGGACGUGCGGCGCACUAUUGUCGACGUCCGCAACGUCAUGCGUGAGAUGAUGCCGUACAUUGACCGGCUUGCAGAUUUAUGUGAAGAGGAACUGAUGCAGGCGACGCGAGUGCAGGAGGUGGAGGUGGAGGAGGUAGACGGUACUGAAAAUGAUGUGCAGCACGAGACUGUGGAUUCGAGUUUGACAGAAGACGACGGACAAGCGCGGGAGAAUGCAGUGUCGGAGGCAGCGCACUUGGUAGCCCCUCUUUUCGAUCGAUUUGGACGGCUGUUGAUGGAUUCAGUGCAGUUGUUGGACCCGUUGUUGCGCCCAGAGCUGCGAGGCACGUCGGAGCGGCAACAAGAGCGUCGUGCGAUUGCUUUACGUCGCAGUCGCGGAGACUUGGCGCCACGACAGAAUGAAAGUGUUUCGGCAUCGAUGGAAGCGCAUGACAAUACGCUUUCGAUUCGUGAUUUGAUUGCUACAUCGACUAGUGCGGGAAGUGAGGUGAACCAGCCGAGACGUAGUAUUGAUGUACAUAUCCACGCGAUCGUAGCACCGGUAUCCCUAUCGUCGCUUGCUUCGCUGACUCGCAGCAGCAACGACGCAGGCACGACGUCUGACUCGAGCAGUCUAUCUCGAAGCGCUCCGGCGCCUUCUUUGCCGCAUAUUGGUCGAUCUUUUGGCACGAACGAUUCUGUCAACGGUACACGAAAUGCUGGUACGCAUGCUAGCGAUGAUGAGAGUGACCAGAGCCGAGUCCCGCUGCUUGGAUCGUAUCGCCAUCGCAGUCAAUUACAAGUAAACGACCAUAGCGAGCAGCAGCAGCGUUCUGUAGCGCGUGAUCUGGACGAAUUCCUGUCGAAUGAUUUUUUCGGGACCUCGUUUGGCAACAAUGAUGACAACAGCGACAACGGUUCGAGUAUCAGCUACGCGCAUUCCGAUAACAUGGAGUCAGGUCGGUCGGCUUACCGCCCUCCUUCGCCCCUGGAAAGAACGCCUUCACCACGCACGCCUAGAAAUGAUGACAGUUCUGAAGAUCGAAGGGACAUGGCUGGUGGGGACUUGGAAGAGCGACUGCGAGCGCGAUCGUCCGAAACACCCCGUGAAAGCAAUGAGGACAGUCACGGCGGAGGUAACGACCGAGCACGGCGGGCAUCUGCAGGCUCAUCUUCCUCGACGUUGUCAGCGGGUUUUCCUACUUUUUUGGAUGUGGUGCGCAGAACGCUUAGUGGAGUUCGGAGCUUUGUGCAGAGUGAAUCCAGCAGCAGUCCAGAGAAUGCGAGCAACUCUCAAGAUGGAGUUUUGGGCUAUUCGCUGCCAUCCUCCUCAUCGUCACCGUCGUCGUCAUCUUCAUUAUCUACCCCUCUAGAGUCUCCAGUCGUUCACUCCUCGAGCGAGAUCAUCACCACCAGUUACCAUCGCCGCUCUAGCGAGAGUAGGACCGAUGAGGAGUUGGAUCUGGAUGAAGUGGAUUAA
This is a messenger RNA of Peronospora matthiolae, 2277 nucleotides long. The record is from the annotation of a GenBank genome assembly. NCBI's taxonomy places the organism in Eukaryota, Oomycota, Peronosporomycetes, Peronosporales, Peronosporaceae.